Cotesia glomerata is the source of this 597-nucleotide messenger RNA. RefSeq lists its product as uncharacterized. The coding region runs from base 1 to 597 and encodes 198 amino acids. The record is from RefSeq and is a predicted model, not a curated record. Lineage: Eukaryota; Metazoa; Arthropoda; Insecta; Hymenoptera; Braconidae. The transcript has a single exon.
AUGUCUGAUAAGCAGAAAAUUCAAACAUUAAACUUCAUCUCUCAUGAUCCAGCGAUCCCAUUGAGUUUCCGAACCUGGCAAUUAUAUGAGUACCCACUGCUACCAAAAACUACCAAGCAUGUUUGGCCAAUUAAGACUUCUACUCAGCUGGAAAAACCACGAUACGUAAUUUUAGGAUUUCAAACCGCAAGAAAAAACGUUGCAACAAAAGAUGCAAGCAAAUUCGAUCAUUGUAAUAUUAAAGAUGUGAAGCUAUUUCUGAAUUCUCAGAGUUAUCCUUAUGGAAAUUUAAAUCUCAACAUAAGUAGAAAUCAGUAUGCAUUAAUAUAUGAUAUGUUUACUUAUUUUCAAGUGUCAUACUAUAAUAAAGAUCCAGAGCCUCUAUUAACGAAAGCUAAAUUUUUAACUGACGCACCACUCUACAUUAUAGAUUGCUCAAAGCAAAAUGAAUCAAUCAAGUCUGGACCUGUUGAUAUACGAAUUGAGUUUGAAUCGGAAAAUCAGUUUCCUGAUAGUACAGCUGCAUACUGUCUAAUAUUACAUGAUCGUAUUAUUGAAUAUAAUCCUAUAAGUAGUAAUGUAAGGAAAAUAACAUAA